This is a messenger RNA of Danio aesculapii, 3862 nucleotides long. RefSeq names its product PPFIA binding protein 1b (gene ppfibp1b). The transcript has 27 exons. The record is from RefSeq and is a predicted model, not a curated record. Gene Ontology annotation, molecular function: protein binding. Gene Ontology annotation, cellular component: presynaptic active zone. The coding region runs from base 136 to 2943 and encodes 935 amino acids. NCBI's taxonomy places the organism in Eukaryota, Metazoa, Chordata, Actinopteri, Cypriniformes, Danionidae. Gene Ontology annotation, biological process: neuromuscular junction development.
GAUGGUAUCAUAGCAGGCUCCAAGGCUCUGGACUACUCCAACGGCAUCUUUGACUGUCAGUCCCCUACAUCGCCCUUCAUAGGAAGCCUGCGAGCGCUAAACUUACUGGAAGACCUGAGGGGCAUUCUGGAGCUCAUGGAGACUGAAGAGAGAGAGAGCUUGCGUUGCCAGAUCCCAGACUCCACCGCAGACAGUUUGGUGGAGUGGCUGCAUGGUCACCUGUCAAAUGGACACAUUUCCAUCACCGGUGAUGUUUACCAGGACAGACUUAAUCGUCUUGAAAGUGAUAAAGAAUCCCUUGUGCUUCAGGUGAGUGUUUUGACGGAUCAAGUGGAUGCACAGGGAGAAAAGAUAAGGGACCUAGACCUGUGCCUAGAUGAACACCGUGAAAAACUAAACGCCACUGAAGAAAUGUUACAGCAGGAGCUCCUGUGCAGGUCAGCGCUGGAGGCUCAAAAGCUGGAGCUAAUGGCAGAAGUGUCCAAUUUGAAACUGAAGUUAGCAGCCAUGGAUAAAGAGAGACUGGAUUUUGACGAGAGAUUCGGAAAUGAGGGUUUGAUUUUGGAGAUCAAUGAACUGAGAUAUCGCAUUUCUGAGAUGGAGAAUGAACGGUUACAGUAUGAAAAGAAAUUGAAAUCCACUAAGUCGCUAAUGGCCAAACUCUCUAGCCUGAAACUGAAAAUGGGCCAGAUGCAGUAUGAGAAACAGAGGAAGGAACAAAAAAUCGAGGCCCUCAAGGAGGAGCUGGUUUUAUUGAGGAGGCAGCAGGAGGGCAGAGAUGUGGAUCUGCGGAGGCUGCAGGAUGAGAGCGGCUCCAGAUCCUCAACGCCUGCAGGCCUCGACGGCACUGACAGAGUUUUCCAUACAGAGGAAACAUUAAAAAAGAGGCUCAAAGAGAAACAUAUGGAAGUACAGAAGAUGAAGAAGGCAAUGGAGUCACUGAUGGCGGCAAAUGAGGAGAAGGAUCGCAAGAUUGAAGAGUUGCGGCAGUCACUAAUGCGUUACAAGAAAGUGCAAGAGAUGGUCAUGUCAGCCCAUGGGAGAAAAGAAAAGGUCAAAGAAGGAGACAGUGAUGAGAGUAACAGCGACAGCUCCCUCUCCAUGUCCACCGCUCUCUCCUUCUCCAUCGACACAGACAAAUCUCUGCUCGCGUACACAGAGGAAGCUGCCAGAGCUCAAAAUGAGGCCUCAACAUUCGUCAGUACGCUCCAAGUACCAUCACUCGCAGUAUCAUCACCAGACAAACCAGACAGCGACUCAGUCCUGGAACACAUGCAGUCGAGUGAUAAAGAGUGCGAGGAGCCAAAUCAGUCACAGGAGACCCCAUUUCAUGAAAGUCCCGAGACUUCGGAGAUCACAAAAUCAGGGAGCCAAGGGAACCUCGAUGGAGGAAUCAGUGAAAAGAGCAAAACAUUUGAUGAGUUCAACAAAAUCACUACUCUGCCACCCAAAUCCACAAGCUCUUCUGGUACUGCUGAAGAUGACAGUUUUGGCACCAGGAAAAUGAGAUCAUCCUUUGGACGGGGCUUUUUCAAGCUCAAGGGUGGCAAGAGGACUGCCAGCGCCCCAAAUUUAUCUGAGACAGAGAGGGACGGCACUGACCAUCUGGAUCUGGCAGGCCUGCCGCAGAGGUCCGCUGACAGCGACAGCACACAUACUCUGCCCAUUUCACCAGAGGCCAAGAAGAAGUCCAAAGGAAUCAAAGCACUCUUUGGAAAGCUCAAAAGAAGUCAGUCAACCACAUUCAACCUGGAUGAUAACCUGUCAGAGAGUGAGUUUAAACGUGGUGGAGUCAGAGCUACUGCUGGACCCAGACUGGGAUGGUCACGUGACCUGCAGAACACCAACAGUGAUCUUGAUGCCCCAUUUGCACGCUGGUCCCGGGAGCAGGUGUGUGACUGGAUGCAGGAGCAGGGAUUGGGACUGUAUGUGAGUUUGGCAAGGCAGUGGGUCUCCUCUGGGCAGACGCUCCUGCAGGCAUCCCAACACGACUUGGAAAGAGAGCUGGGAAUUAAACACCCACUACACAGGAAGAAACUCCAGCUGGCCCUGCAGGCUCUGGGCUCAGAGGAAGACGAUAACAAGGGCAAACUAGACUACCACUGGGUGACAAGGUGGCUUGAUGACAUCGGCCUCCCGCAGUACAAGACUCAGUUUGAUGAGGGACGUGUGGAUGGACGGAUGCUUCACUAUAUGACUGUGGAUGACCUGUUAUCUCUGAAAGUGGGCAGCGUUCUUCAUCACCUUAGUAUUAAAAGAGCCAUCCAGGUGCUCCGGCUUAACAACUACGACCCAAACUGCCUGCGGCGAAGACCCUCAGACGAGAACAACAUCAGUCCUGCUGAGAUCUCUCAAUGGACAAACCACCGCGUGAUGGAGUGGCUGCGGUCUGUUGAUCUGGCUGAAUACGCACCCAACCUGAGAGGCAGCGGAGUACACGGAGGACUGAUGGUGUUGGAGCCUCGCUUUAAUGUGGAGACGAUGGCUCUGCUGCUGAAUAUUCCCCCCAAUAAGACUCUGCUGCGGAGGCAUCUGGCCACCCACUUUAACCUGCUGGUGGGUUCCGAGGCCCAGCAGCUCAAACAGGAAUGUUUGGAGAAUCCAGAUUACACUUUACUCACUGCCACGGCUAAAGUCAAGCCACACAAGCUGGCAUUUGUGGGGUUUGGGAGAAAAAAGAAGCAGGAGGACAAUGAAGAGUAUGUGUGUCCCAUGGAUGUGGAGAUGCCCAAAGGACGCAGCUUCCAGAAGGGUUACAGAGGCAUGGAGCUCCAGAUCUAUGAUGAUGACCUUGAUCGACUGGAUCAGAUGGAGGACUCUGAAGGCACAGUAAGACAGAUCGGUGCUUUCUCUGAGGGCAUCAACAACUUAACGAGUAUGCUGAAGGAGGACGAGUUCUUCUUCCCCAAUGCCAGCGUGAAGGAUGACGACUCCAACGUGUGAGGAGGGAACACUGACUCUCGCUGCUUUAAUGCCAACUGACUGUGCCAACACCUCCAUAUGAAUGCCAAAUAUACACGUCAGCUCCACGAAACACCGUUUCAAAGUAUUUAUCACGUUACAAUUUGCCUUCUAAGAACAUUGUAAUAAGAAGAGAGUUUGAAGAAUGUCUGCCCUGUUUUUUACCAGAUUGUUAGUGGUCCUGUUUAUUUUAUGCUAAGUUUUUUUUCUUCCUAAAAUGAAAAGCAGUCCUACUGUAGUUUGCAGGUCAUUUUUUAAAUCAUCUUCCUGGAUAAAUCUGUGACGGGUUGUUACAUAUAUCGGUGUUUGUGCCCAUUGUUAUGGUGGCAGAAGAGCACAAUGACACUUUCAGUCAAAAUCAAAGAUAUAUUUUAUAAAAUGAUGGAUAAGUUAAAGUUGUACACUGCUAAUAUUGAUACUAGCCUUAACCUUUAAUAUGUGGCAUCCAGGUGCGUUCUUAAACAUGUGAUGUUAAAAGUUUAGAUGUUUUGGACUUGUACAUUUUCUUUUCAUAAGCCAGUAUAUGCAGAAAUAAUGCAUAUGCUUAAAGCAUUUGCAUGCAAUAUUCUGUACAAUAUAUUUGACAUCUUGUUUGUGAAGGUUUGCAUGUUAUUUAAGGCUCAUUUGGAUAAAAUGUUUAUACUUUAAUGAGCGUUUAUUCGGAUUUAUUUUUCCACUGCUGCAGUGCUUAAGGGAUAGCAAUGUUCUCGUUUAUGAAAAUGCUAUCAUGUAGCAUGAAUAUUUAAUGCAAUACUGGCAUGAGCACACCAUUGUAAGCAGCUGGGAUUUAUAUUUAAAACAAAUAUAUAGUGCCACUCAUAACCAUUUCAGAGUUACAUGUUUGUACUUUGUUGAUGUUUACUCGUUUUUUUUUUAAAGGUGAAUAAAAGAUUGAAAACAU